AUGAGCGAGCACGAGAGAAAGUCGACCGCAUCCGCAGCAGAUCAGCGCCCGCCGGACGACACAUCGGGCGCGGGCCCAACGGAUCCUUCUCGUCACACAGCCGAACCGAGUAACGCCGUCAUGUCCACGGCCGAGAACGUCAUCCGCUCCGUCCUGACAGCAGCGAGUGGACUGAGUCCGUCUACGAAACGCGAUGCGACACCACGGGAUACGACGCAAGCACCGGGCCGUAUAGUGAAGGCUGCGGGCGCCCAGGUAGCGAAGGCCACGAGUGAGGCUGCAGAGGCCGUUGCCGACUCGGCCAGGGAGAUGAACAGGGCAAUCUCGGGCUCGGUCGUGAAGGUUGGAAAGAAGCUCGACAGCAAAGCCGAGUCUUCCCUUGGCCCGUACGGCAGUCCAGGUACCUGCGUUCCCAACGACCUAGAUCCGCUGGCCGCAGCCGUGCAUGCGGGACUGGACCUGGAGGGCGGCCCGUCCGACGGCGACGAGGAUGCCGGAGGAGGUCGGGAGAGUUGCGCUGGGGUGGAUGCCGUGAAGGGAAAGGAGAAGAGUGAAUGA
This is a messenger RNA of Diplodia corticola, 558 nucleotides long. Its product is annotated as anucleate primary sterigmata protein. The record is from RefSeq and is a predicted model, not a curated record. The transcript has 3 exons. The coding region runs from base 1 to 558 and encodes 185 amino acids. Lineage: Eukaryota; Fungi; Ascomycota; Dothideomycetes; Botryosphaeriales; Botryosphaeriaceae.